GACCCCGUCCUUCCGGGUGUGGGUGUGGCUUACACAGAUAAUGGCGAAGGAGCUACAGGCGUUAGCGUCCUGAGAGAAUAGUUGCAGCCAGAAACGGGUCAACACUCCUCCGCUGGUCCCCUGGUCGCUGCCGGUGGCUGGUAUGCUGUGGCAGGAUGGGAAACCUGUUUGGAAAGAAGAAACAAACCCGAGUGACGGAACAAGACAAAGCGAUUUUACAACUGAAACAGCAAAGAGAUAAACUGAGGCAGUAUCAGAAGAGGAUCAACCUGCAGCUGGAGAAGGAGAGACUUUUAGCCAAGCAGCUGCUGAAGGAUGGAAAGAAAGACAAAGCUCUCCUCCUCCUGAAGAAGAAGCGCUACCAGGAUCAACUCCUGGACAAGACCGAGAACCAGAUAAGCAACCUGGAGCGCAUGGUUCAGGACCUGGAGUUCGCUCAGAUCGAGAGGAAAGUCAUCGAUGGGCUGAAGGUUGGAAAUGAAUGUCUGAAGAAAAUGCACGAGGUGAUGUCGAUUGAAGAAGUCGAACGGAUCAUGGAUGAAACUCAAGACUCCAUCGAGUACCAAAGGCAAAUAGACGAGAUGUUGGCCGGCUCCUUGUCCCAGGAGGACGAAGACGCUGUCCUGGCUGAGCUGGAGGCCAUCACUCAGGGAGACGUGGAGCUUCCUGAGGUUCCUGAGGACGAGCUGCCAGACGUCCCGUUGGCCGUCGACGAGAAGCCAGAGCGGGAUCGUCCCAGGAAGAAGCCGGAGCGGGAGAUGCUCGCCGCGUAGCCGCACGUCCCGACGUCGCCCGCUCGAGACGCUCGCCGCUGAAGAAACUUCACCACUCCACAACAGACAGCACCGACCAUCAGCCGGAGAUCUCUGCGCUUCAGCGGCCGGCCGCACAGAUUCCCGGGCUCCCCUCAGGACGUCCCGGCCGAAGGGCCGUCCGGAUCACGGCGGCCCCUCCACACAUCGAACCAUGAAGACCUGUGAGAUCAGAUACUUGUGCCUAACCUUAGCCUGAUUAGUGUUCUCGCCCCGUGCCUGCAUGUUCACGGAGCUCAUUUUUAACUCGUUGCCUCAAGGGUCACGUCACCCAAAUUACAAGACUUGAGUUUUAUUGGGUCGUACUGUGGUUUUAUUGCUCAACACACGAGGUGAAUCCGGUUUAAAUGAAAAGUGAAAUAGAAAAGCUGCAGCAGAACAAACGUUAACAAACUCAGCUUUUAGUCUGUGGGUUGAACGGACGGUCGAUGUCGACCUGGAGCUACAGCAGCAGCUUCUAGUUUCUUCAUCUGCGUCCAGCCGGUAGAAACCAGAUCAUUGUCCCUUCUCUUCAGAUUCAGAUUUAAUCGCCUCUGACCGCAGCACAUCUCCUCUCUUUUAUAUUUAUCUUUCAGAUUUUGGUUUCUCUGAGGUUUUUCCCUUAUCUUUGCAUAAUCAGAAGACAUCAGAUUUUCCCCCUUUUUUUUUAACUGUUUAAUUAUAAUAACAUAAUAAAAAGACUAUUGACAAGAAA
Mugil cephalus (flathead mullet) is the source of this 1506-nucleotide messenger RNA. RefSeq names its product charged multivesicular body protein 6b (gene chmp6b). The record is from RefSeq and is a predicted model, not a curated record. Gene Ontology annotation, cellular component: ESCRT III complex; multivesicular body. The coding region runs from base 156 to 773 and encodes 205 amino acids. Gene Ontology annotation, biological process: vesicle budding from membrane; late endosome to vacuole transport via multivesicular body sorting pathway. NCBI's taxonomy places the organism in Eukaryota, Metazoa, Chordata, Actinopteri, Mugiliformes, Mugilidae. The transcript has 8 exons.